GUUAAUUAACUUGUCAAUGUCUCACCUCUGAAACAUAUUGUUAAUUAUUUCAUCGAUGUGUGGCCUAUUGUCUAGUUUUUCAAAUUUCAAGUUAUUUUUUUGUGGGAUUUAUUGUUUGCUCUUUUUCCUGCAUUGGUGUUUAUCUCAGUAUUUUAUUAUUUAAUUUUUUCACUGUUUUGUCCACUUAAUUAAUUUUUUAACUCCACCCCUGUUCUUGUGGUUCUUAUUUGAGUGGCUGUUUCUCUUUUGAUAGAUGGGAGACAAUGGCUAUGGAUCUUUGUCUUCAUACUCGUCAAAGAUGUAUGGAGGAUUGCCGCCUCCAUCAACUUUUGAGAUGGUGGUUCCUGCUCAUGCAGUGGGUAAAGUGAUGGGUAAAGGCGGGGCUAAUAUAGCUAACAUCCGUAAGAUAUCUGGAGCAGUUGUAGAGAUCUCUGAAUCCAAAUCUUCCCGGGGUGAUCGUGUGGCUCUAAUAUCUGGCACAUCUGAGCAGAAGCGUGCAGCUGAAAACUUGAUUCAGGCAUUUAUAAUGUCUACCUAAAAUAUGAGGAUGCUUCUUGGUAUUUGAAGGUGAAUUCUGGUUUAGAUCAUGGAGCAUUCUCCCUCAAAUGUUUACUCUCUCUAGUUCCUUUAGGUCAUGUCUUGGAGAGGGCUUCAUUUCUAGGUUUUGUCUGUUGCAAUCCUGUUUUUUUUCGUAACAAAGCCUAUCAAGAUUGUGCCGGAAGAUUCACUGCAGGCUCUAUUUUCUGUGGAUAUAGGUUGUCUAUGUUGCUUAAUCGAUUCUUCAUCUGCGGCUGUCUUAGAACUGAUAGGAUCUUCUCUCCUUUCAAAGUGUUUUAUUAAUUCUUAUCCUUGGUUAGUGUGGAUUCCAUCUUAUUUGCAGAUACUGUUUUGCUCUAUAACUUUGAUGUUCGUGCCAGAGUACUUUCAGUAAUAACCAUAAUUGUCGGAUUCAUAAUACAUGGAUGUUUUAAUUAGUGUUGCCAUACAAUCCUCUUAUUCUCAUCUUCUUGAGAAGAUAUCCUGUCUGAUGCACAAUGAAAUGAACUUGGUUCUAAACUCUUUUUCUUUUUACUUCCCUGACUUGGUUGACAAUUACAGAUUAGUUUCACAGAAAAGGUACACCUCAAUUUCUUGAACUAAUGACUUAUGCAUGCUAUAUGGCAUUGUCCUUUCCCCCGUCUUUCUUCUAAUUUGAGUUCUGUGCUUGACCUGUUUAUAUGAAGAAUCUACAGCUAAAAUUAAGUCACGAGAAUUGUCGUUUCUUCAAAUUCCAGCUGAUGCUUUGUCUUUGUUGGGAUUCCUUUAUAACUUAUGCCAUCAUGAAUCUUUUUUGGAAAUCUAAUUCUGUGAUUCCAGAAAAAUCAAUAAAUGCUUUUUAUCUAAAAACUUGUCAGGAUUGAUGGCCUUCUAAUGGUCUUUUAGAAUUUGUCUAUUAAUCCUGCCAACCUUUUCCAUUCUUAGUUGACUGUUCAAUAGAAAUUGUGGCUCACAAGAAUAUACUUAAUAGUCCUUGGUUAUUUUGUGCAAAGGAGCUUUCCACCUAAUUUAUUACACCUCUCUGAAUGAACCUCACUGCUGCCUUCUGGAUUCAGCAUUGGAGCUCUUCCUUUUUUUAUAUAGCCACCACUCUUAUAUUUUCAAGUGAUUGGGUUCCCAAUGCCUUCGUAUGGCUUAGUUCUUUGAUUCAUAAAUCUCUAUUGCUUUGGUAUUAGGACCAAAGAAAAAAAAAAAAAAC
This is a messenger RNA of Camellia sinensis, 1735 nucleotides long. NCBI's taxonomy places the organism in Eukaryota, Viridiplantae, Streptophyta, Magnoliopsida, Ericales, Theaceae. The record is from RefSeq and is a predicted model, not a curated record.